Acanthamoeba castellanii str. Neff is the source of this 345-nucleotide messenger RNA. RefSeq lists its product as uncharacterized. NCBI's taxonomy places the organism in Eukaryota, Discosea, Longamoebia, Acanthamoebidae. Bases 1 to 345 code for a protein of 114 amino acids. The record is from RefSeq and is a predicted model, not a curated record. The transcript has 2 exons.
AUGCAACGUGCCGCCAACAUCACCCAGCGCCAGGCGACCAGGGCGCUGAUGCCCGCCCAGCGCACCCUGUUGGCGCGACCAUACGCCAUUCUAGGGGGGCAACUCAACAAGGAGUAUGAGGCUAGCCAGAGAGAGGAGAAGAGCAAUCAGCAGCAGCAGCAGCAACAAGAGCUGGAGGGCGCGGAGGGCGUGCUGCCGGAUGACGCGGCGGGGCCGGAGGUCAUCGAGGACUGGAAGGCCAUGCACGAGCCCGUGUCGGGCAAGGGGCGGCUUCACCCCGGCAUCGUCCAGCCCGAGGAUCUGGUGAAGAAAGACCCGAAGAUGCACGAACUGCCCAUUUUCUGA